Stegostoma tigrinum is the source of this 3527-nucleotide messenger RNA. RefSeq names its product neutrophil cytosolic factor 4 (gene ncf4). The coding region runs from base 276 to 1304 and encodes 342 amino acids. The transcript is spliced from 10 exons. NCBI's taxonomy places the organism in Eukaryota, Metazoa, Chordata, Chondrichthyes, Orectolobiformes, Stegostomatidae. Gene Ontology annotation, molecular function: phosphatidylinositol binding; superoxide-generating NADPH oxidase activator activity; protein binding. Gene Ontology annotation, cellular component: NADPH oxidase complex. Gene Ontology annotation, biological process: respiratory burst; superoxide anion generation; phagocytosis. The record is from RefSeq and is a predicted model, not a curated record.
AAAAAAACUGGUUUUGGACUUACAUGUGAACUGAUAAAAGAGCGAUUUUCUUUCUGAAUGACUGCAUUUUAGUGCGUGUUUUAUAAUAUAGAUACACAGAGAGAGGUUAAUGUUUUUUUCCCAAACGCAGAAGACUCUACUGCAGCUCGCUCCACUGAUCACACUUCCUCAAAUCUGAGUUUCAGAGCCACAUAAAAGGCUCUGUCCUCUCUCAUUUGCCAUUUGCGGUCUCUCUCUCUGCUUGGGUUGGCCGCGUCGCUACACAGACUGCAGAGAUGCAGCGCCAGCUGAGGGAUGAAAGCGAUUACGACCAGCUUCCAGAUGACGUGCCAGUGUCUGCUCACAUUGCUGAUGCAGAGCAGAGCAAAGGAUUCAGCAGCCACAUUGUCUACACAAUUCAGGUGAAGCAGAAAGGCGGUGGCAAGUAUUUCAUAUUCCGACGCUAUCGGCAGUUUCAUACCCUUCAGGCUAAGCUGCAGGAGAAACUUGGUCCAGACAACUCCUUCAUCUGUGACUUGCCUCCACUACCAGGAAAAGUCUUUAUCGGCCACAAACAGGAAAUCGCAGAGAAGCGGAUUCCAGAUCUCAACAUUUACAUGAAGAAACUUCUUGAGCUGCCAGCCUGGAUUCUCCUUGACGAAGAUGUCCGGUUAUUCUUCCAUCAAACGGCUGAGGAUUCUGAACGGGUACCCAGGUCACUUCGACGUUUGAGGCCAAGCACGAGGAAAAUCAAAUCCCAAACAGAGAAGAAAGAUUUAAGUGAAAAAUCAGGAGCUCCCCAGGCAGAGGCUCUGUAUGAUUUUACUGGGGACAAUGACCUGGAAUUGACAUUCAAAACUGGUGACAUUAUCUACCUUUUGAAAAGGGUCAACAAUGAUUGGCUGGAGGGCAUGCUAAAUAGCUGCACUGGGAUUUUCCCCCAGUCUUUUGUGAGGAUCAUUAAAGAUUUAUCAGAAGGAACUGACCUGAAGAAACGACUCUCAGAUGCUCACAGGUUCAGAUGCGUCUACCAUGAUAUCGAGUGCUCCAAGAUCAGGGAUGUAACUCUGAAGAAUGGAAUUCCUGUACAACCAGACUACACAGAGCUUCUGUCCUUAAUGAGGGCUGAGUUUGGGAACAACGCCAUUGCCCUUAAUUAUCGAGACCUGGAGGGAGAUAUGGUGCGCAUUCUAGAUGACAUGGACGUUGAAUUGAUGGUUUUGGAGGCCAAAGGUCGCUUGUGGAUCAGAAAGCCCGAUUUUGCCCCAUGGGAACUACAUGUGACCAGAAAGGAUGAUUUAUCAGUGUACAACACAAAUCCGUGAGGCAUAUUUGCUAAUAUGUGCUUUCCUCUCAAGGGCCUUUUGAAUUAAUUCAUUCUUAGUGACCUGUGCUAAUUUGAGGGAGAAUUAUUAUUUGGUCACUCCCUCUUUUCAAAGGAAUUUAAUUAGUCUUCAUCUGUACUCUUGCUCAGUCCCUUUUGGCCAUCUGAUGUAGGAAGAUGGAAAGUUAUCAGUUGAAGCGUGUCAGAUCACCAAUUCUCCAUCAUGUUUCAAAGUCAGUGUUCUGUUUCUGAAUGUCUAUGAAUCCCUCCAGAGGAAAUAGUAUCAUUGACCUUGAUUCUUAGCUCAGAGGCAUGUUCUGAGGAAGGGUUGGGGGGGAACGCCCAUUGUUAGGUUAGGAGACAGAGGCAAAAAGUCUUCUUUUUUCUCAUCCUUAUAUGGAAUGUGGGUGUCGUUGGCAAGACUGGCCUUUGUUACCCAACCCUAAUUACAUAUGAACAAGGGCACUUGCUUGGCCGUUUCAGAUGGCAGUUAAGAGUCAUCAAUGUUGCUAUUGCAGCAAGAGUCUCGUGUAGACCAGACAGGGUAAAGAUGGCAGAUUCCCUUCCCCUAGUGAAGGAAAUGGGUUUUUAUGACUGUUAACAAUUAAACUGGUUUUUUCUAUUAUUGCGCUUCAAUUUUACCGCAGUGACAUUUGAACCCGGGAACAAAAACAGAAGUUGCUGGAAAAGCUCAGCAGGUCUGGCAGCAUCUGUGAAAGAGUUAACGUUUCGGCUCCCUUCCUCAUCCUGUACCCGAAAUGUUAACUCUGACUAUUUUCUUCACAGAUGCUGCCAAACCUGCUGAGCUUUUCCAGCAACUUCUGUUGUUGUUCCUGAUUUAUAGCAUCUGCAGUUCUUUCGGUUUUUAUUUGAUAUUUGAACCCCUGUCCCCAGGACAGUAAUCUAGCUCUCUAGAUUACCAGUCCAAUGAUGUUACCGUGACACCAUGCCUACAUUGUCCAGUGGUGUGCUGAAUUUAACUAUUUGCCUCCUGUUACGCAGGAUUUCUGCGACUGGCAGCCAUUGAGGGGGUUGAGCCAAGCUAAGGAAUUGGGUUGAACUAGCAUCAACCUUGGGCCGUCUCUGGUGGCACACCCUCUGAGUUGGUUUAGGUGAAAAUCGCAUGGAAUUAGGGUCAGAAAUGGGCCACACCUCAGCCAGGACUUUUCUGUUCUCACACCAAGUUGUGCAGACAGGACAGCGGGUAUCUGUCAGGUUCACUGUCAGUCUCAAGUGUCCCCCUGGUCUCUCCAUCUUCAGUGCACAUUCCUUCAUACACUUCCUGCCACUCAUGCCCUUUAAGCUGUGCACCAUCCUGACUUUCAACUAUAUCGUCAUUGCUUCAUUUGUCACUGGAUCAGAAUCCUGAACUCUUUCCCUGAAUGCACUAUGAAUGCACUUCAUUGCUGCAGCUCAUUGCCACCUUCUCAGGGGCAGUUACAGAUGUAAACAAAUGCUGGUCGAGACAGCACAGCCCCUGUCCCAUGAAAGAAAAUGUAUAUAAAAGAAAAUCAAGUGGGCACUUUCACGGUACGUUCAUAUCUCGAUUUUCUUUUUGAGUUUGAAUCUCACAUGUGACUCCAACCCAUCAGUUUUUUGUUUUCAGAUCCAGUCUUGCCUCAUAAUCCAGAUCGCUCAGACAUUAAUGAUCAGCUUCUGUCCGCUCGCCUGCAUUCGGCAAUCUCACCUAGGCCUCAGAAGUGAACACACCCCUCACUGAACACAACACACUUUGGCCUGUACACUACACUUUAAAAUCUUUAGUGCUGUACUUUAUUUCCUCUUUUGAGUGUUGUUUUCAGGGGGCUGGCCUGGUUAACACUCAGUUCACUAUAACCCCUGAACUGCUUUCAGUUUCAUUUAGAACACUGCACUCAGCCACAGCUCUGGGCGACUGGACAAUAGAUGAUACUAAAUUGACACCUGAUCUUGCCUUGCAAUGUAACUUAUGCAAUUUCACAUAUUGUACAACUAACGUGAACACUAUUCGGCAGAGAAAUGUGUGACCAAAUAUUCAGGACAAAUGCAAGAAUGCCAAAUUUGAAAGGGUCACAACAAUUUACACUACGCUGCAGUACAAAUAGUUGUAACUGGAAGUUAGUCAUUCUUGUAUUUGCCCUGAUGGAGAGCAAGACUAAAAGAUUUACAACAUAUCUCUCAUUUGAGCAAGUUUCAACAUUUGUUGAAUACUGCAACUAUUACAUUAAACAUUCUGCUGCUCGUG